This is a messenger RNA of Nannochloropsis gaditana CCMP526, 359 nucleotides long. Its product is annotated as peroxisomal membrane protein pmp47b. The record is from RefSeq and is a predicted model, not a curated record. Gene Ontology annotation, cellular component: peroxisomal membrane. The transcript is spliced from 2 exons. Gene Ontology annotation, biological process: ATP transport; peroxisome organization; fatty acid beta-oxidation. Gene Ontology annotation, molecular function: ADP transmembrane transporter activity; ATP transmembrane transporter activity. The coding region runs from base 1 to 243 and encodes 80 amino acids.
AUGCUCAUGGCGCAGGGCAAGGGCGUCCGAGAGGGAGAAGAGGGAGGGAGGGAGGGAGGGAAAGAGGCAACGGUGUUGUUCACGUUGCAGAAGACAUUAAGGGACGAGGGUGUUCCGGGGCUGUACAGAGGCAUGGCGCCAGAGCUCACCCGCGGAGUGCUUUCUGCGGCCUUAAUGCUCAUGAUCAAAGAGCGGCUCUAUGACUUCAAUAAGCGGAUGCUGCUGAAGACGAUGAGGACGUAAGGGAUGGGGAAGGGAGGAGAAUGGGGAUUCGCGUGCACGAAUGCACAAGGCGAAGGACGGAGGGUGAAGAUUGAGAAGGAAACGUAAAAAGACGGAAAAUUUAAAGAAAUAAACGG